Molecule: messenger RNA, 900 nt
Organism: Adineta steineri
Lineage: Eukaryota; Metazoa; Rotifera; Eurotatoria; Adinetida; Adinetidae
Source: the annotation of a GenBank genome assembly
AUGACAUACGUCAAUGUAGAUUCCGCUCAGUAUUCUGGUAUGAAUGCUCCUUCAGCUCCAUUUCAGUCGAACAUGCCAACAAAUUAUAAUCGUGCACCUUCUAAUAUAAUGGCAACACCCGAAGAACGUAUGCGAAAGUUUGCUGAAAUAGCAGCUCAAUAUGAAAUAAGUCAUGACUUUGCAUCUCGUUUACGACAGCUUGAAGGUUAUGAAAUUGUCUUUCUCUGUGAUGAUUCAGGAUCGAUGGGAACUGCUGUUGGAGCUAGUUCCGAUGCUUUUGGAGUACGUUCCACUCGUUGGGAUGAAUUAAAACAAAUUGUUACUAUUACUGUUGAUAUUGGUUCUGUACUCGACCCUGAUGGUUUAGAUAUAUAUUUUCUUAAUCGUCCUCCAAUAUUUCAUGUUAAACAUGGAUCUCAACUUCAAUCUGCAUUUAUUAAUCCACCAAAUGGUUUAACACCCAUAACAAGUGUACUCCGUCGAAUACUUAAAGAUAAACAGAAUGAAAUACAAGAACGUAAACUCUUGAUUAUUAUUGCUACUGAUGGACAACCAACGGACGAUUACGGUACGACUGAUAUUGAGGCAUUAGAACGUGUUCUGAAAAAUGAACGAAAACCACCUGAACGAGUUUUAGUAACUUUUUGUGCAUGUACUGAUGAUGAUCAAGCUGUUGGAUAUUUAAAUAAAUGGGAUGAAAAAAUUCCCAACGUUGAUGUAUGCGAUGAUUAUCGAUCAGAACGAGAGCAAAUCUGGCAGGUUCAAGGACGACAGUUUCCUUUUUCAUUUGGAGAUUAUGUAGUAAAAAUAUUAUUAGGUUCAGUUGAUCCAUAUUUUGAUAAUCUUGAUCAGAAACAAGUUGGUGCGAAGAAUAAUUUGAAUUGUUGUUCUUUAAUGUGA